AACUAGUCAACGUCGUAUUAUAACUUGAAAAAGACCAUGAAGAAUUACAGUGCAUAUGUCAUUCUUUCAUUAGCAAUUUUAUUCAAUAUGCUUCUUCCAUCUCUAGGUGAAGACAUUAAGUUUUGCCCAGGAUCAUUCUCAGCAAAUGGGGCAUGUGCUAACAUCGAUUGUGGGGAUUUGGCAUCAUUUCAAUGGCCAGCAAGCUCGAUGUUUCAUAGUUGUGUGUGCUCUGAUGCUGGAGAAAAUAAAAGUACCUGCACUUGUCAAAUUGUUUGUGGGUGUUGUGGCUAAAUGAUUAUAUUCACAUUUCUCAUUUAAUUUUGUUAAAUCUACACCCAUUGAUAUGAAUUUCAUAUUGGUGUGGUUAUAACAAAAUUUAGUGAGAGGUGUCAAUAUAACAACUUAAGAGAUAAAUUUAGCAUCACUCAGUGUUUGCCUUGUUAAUUAGAGAUGGAUAUCCUUCAUUUUAAAUAAUAUAUAUUUUCUUCAUGAAUAUAUUAUGGGAAGUGAACAUCAAUAUAAAAGUAUUGAAUACAAUAAAAUAUUUGUCUGGAU
Messenger RNA from Cuscuta campestris, 555 nucleotides. Lineage: Eukaryota; Viridiplantae; Streptophyta; Magnoliopsida; Solanales; Convolvulaceae. The record is from the annotation of a GenBank genome assembly.